Messenger RNA from Apodemus sylvaticus (European woodmouse), 3492 nucleotides. It is a transcript of the gene Musk, whose product is annotated as muscle associated receptor tyrosine kinase. Gene Ontology annotation, molecular function: transmembrane receptor protein tyrosine kinase activity; ATP binding; protein binding. Gene Ontology annotation, biological process: positive regulation of kinase activity; cell surface receptor protein tyrosine kinase signaling pathway; multicellular organism development. Gene Ontology annotation, cellular component: signaling receptor complex. Lineage: Eukaryota; Metazoa; Chordata; Mammalia; Rodentia; Muridae. The record is from RefSeq and is a predicted model, not a curated record. The coding region runs from base 263 to 2899 and encodes 878 amino acids. The transcript has 16 exons.
CUUUCCCUUGUUCCUCCUGCCCUCCACUUGCAUUACUGGCCCCGAGUGAGUACUCCCCAGCUGGCCACGUCCAUCAUUACAGUCAGGUCUGAGGAUUCCUGCUUCUACUCAGAGCCUGUGGCGCUGCAGACACAAACAGUCCUUAGCGGACAACUAUUGUAACAACCCAUUCUUUAAAAUGUAAGCCAGGGAGCAUUUUGGUUUUUUUUUUUUCCCCUCACAUUGUCCAGAAGCAACCUUUCUUCCUGAGCCUGGAUUAAUCAUGAGAGAGCUUGUCAACAUUCCACUGUUACAGAUGCUCACCCUGGUCGCCUUCAGCGGGACUGAGAAACUUCCAAAAGCCCCCGUCAUCACCACUCCUCUUGAAACUGUAGAUGCCUUAGUUGAAGAAGUAGCAACUUUCAUGUGUGCCGUGGAAUCCUACCCUCAGCCUGAGAUUUCUUGGACCAGAAAUAAAAUUCUCAUCAAGCUGUUUGACACCCGCUACAGCAUCCGGGAGAAUGGACAGCUCCUCACCAUCCUAAGCGUGGAAGACAGUGACGAUGGCAUCUACUGCUGCAUAGCCAACAACGGAGUGGGAGGAGCCGUGGAGAGUUGUGGCGCCCUGCAAGUGAAGAUGAAACCUAAAAUAACGCGUCCUCCCAUUAACGUAAAAAUAAUAGAGGGAUUGAAGGCAGUUCUCCCGUGCACUACAAUGGGUAACCCCAAGCCAUCCGUGUCCUGGAUCAAGGGUGACAGUGCUCUCAGGGAAAACUCCAGAAUUGCAGUUCUUGAAUCUGGGAGCUUAAGGAUCCAUAACGUGCAGAAGGAAGAUGCAGGACAGUACCGGUGUGUGGCAAAGAACAGUCUGGGAACAGCUUAUUCCAAACUGGUGAAGCUGGAAGUGGAGGAAGACAGUGAACCUGAGCAGGACGCUAAAGUUUUUGCAAGAAUCCUGCGUGCUCCUGAAUCCCACAAUGUCACCUUUGGUUCCUUUGUAACCCUACGCUGCACAGCAAUAGGCAUCCCUGUCCCCACCAUCAGCUGGAUUGAAAACGGAAAUGCUGUUUCUUCAGGUUCUAUUCAAGAGAGUGUGAAAGACCGAGUGAUUGACUCAAGACUCCAGCUCUUUAUCACAAAGCCAGGACUCUACACAUGCAUAGCUACCAAUAAGCAUGGAGAGAAAUUCAGUACCGCAAAGGCUGCAGCCACUGUCAGUAUAGCAGAAUGGAGUAAGUCCCAAAAGGACAGCAAAGGCUACUGUGCCCAGUACAGAGGGGAGGUGUGUGAUGCAGUUCUGGCGAAGGAUGCUCUUGUCUUCUUCAACACCUCCUACCCGGACCCUGAGGAUGCCCAAGAGCUUCUGAUCCACACUGCAUGGAGUGAGCUGAAGGCUGUAAGCCCACUCUGCCGUCCAGCUGCCGAGGCUCUGCUGUGUAACCACCUCUUCCAAGAGUGCAGCCCUGGAGUGGCGCCGACCCCCAUGCCCGUUUGCAGAGAAUACUGCUUGGCAGUAAAGGAGCUCUUCUGUGCAAGGGAAUGGCAGGCAAUGGAAGGAAAGACCCACCGGGGACUCUACAGAUCUGGGAUGCAUCUCCUUCCUGUACCAGAGUGCAGCAAGCUUCCCAGCAUGCACCAGGACCCCACGGCCUGCGUAAGACUGCCAUAUUUAGAUUAUAAAAAAGAAAACAUAACAACAUUCCCGUCGAUAACGUCCUCCAAGCCGAGCGUGGACAUUCCAAAUCUGCCUGCCUCCACUUCCUCCUUUGCCGUCUCGCCUGCCUACUCCAUGACGGUCAUUAUCUCCAUCAUGUCCAGCUUUGCCGUGUUUGCCCUUCUCACCAUUGCUUCUCUCUAUUGCUGCCGAAGGAGGAAAGGGCGGAAGAACAAGAAAAGGGAGUCGACAGCAGUGACCCUCACCACAUUGCCUUCUGAGCUCCUGCUGGAUAGGCUCCACCCCAACCCCAUGUACCAGAGAAUGCCACUUCUUCUGAAUCCCAAGCUGCUCAGCCUGGAGUAUCCGAGGAAUAACAUUGAGUAUGUCAGAGACAUCGGAGAGGGAGCGUUUGGAAGGGUUUUCCAAGCAAGGGCCCCAGGCUUGCUCCCUUAUGAGCCUUUCACUAUGGUGGCCGUGAAGAUGCUGAAGGAGGAGGCCUCUGCAGACAUGCAAGCGGACUUUCAGAGGGAGGCAGCCCUCAUGGCGGAGUUUGAUAACCCCAACAUUGUGAAGCUCUUAGGUGUGUGCGCGGUUGGGAAACCAAUGUGUCUGCUCUUUGAAUACAUGGCCUAUGGUGACCUCAAUGAGUUCCUCCGAAGCAUGUCCCCGCACACUGUGUGCAGCCUCAGCCACAGUGACCUGUCCACGAGGGCUCGAGUGUCCAGCCCUGGUCCUCCACCGCUGUCCUGUGCAGAACAGCUCUGCAUUGCCAGGCAGGUAGCGGCUGGCAUGGCCUACCUUUCUGAGCGCAAGUUUGUCCACCGGGACUUAGCUACCAGGAACUGCCUGGUUGGGGAGAACAUGGUGGUGAAAAUUGCAGACUUUGGCCUCUCCAGGAACAUCUAUUCUGCAGACUACUACAAAGCUGAUGGAAACGAUGCCAUCCCUAUCCGCUGGAUGCCGCCCGAGUCCAUCUUCUACAACCGCUACACCACGGAGUCAGAUGUGUGGGCCUAUGGUGUGGUCCUCUGGGAGAUCUUCUCCUACGGACUGCAGCCCUACUAUGGGAUGGCCCACGAGGAGGUCAUUUACUAUGUGAGAGAUGGCAACAUCCUCGCCUGCCCUGAGAACUGUCCCUUGGAACUGUACAACCUCAUGCGCCUGUGUUGGAGUAAGUUGCCUGCGGACAGACCCAGUUUCUGCAGUAUCCACCGGAUCCUGCAGCGCAUGUGCGAGAGAGCAGAGGGAACGGUGGGUGUCUAAGGUUGACCGUGCUCAAACCCACCAGGCUCUUUUCAGACUGUGAGCUGGAGGAAUCCUACAGUGGAGGCCGGAUAAGAUCAGUUAGGAAGCAUUGAACUCAGACAUCACAUGCCAAUUGUUUGCCAAGAGAGACAGAUGGUGAAUAACCAACAGGGUUAAAGGGUCACAUCGAAAUAGGUAGUCGGAGAUACAGGCAAGGAAAGAGGACAGCAGGUAGCUCUUCUCCCUCAUAGGGACAGUUUCUAAUACACAUUGUGUAAUAAGAGCACCACUGGUUUAUGUUCCUACAUCACCUCUCAGAGUGAGACUGUUGCGUUUAGCUUGAAUCCAAAGCUGGAUGGGCAACUUAAGUUCUAACAGAUGACAGACACUCUGCCCAUUGCAAAAGCAGCGUGUCUUUGUAUACAUUUAGGUGAAGGACAGAAAACUAAAGAUAGGAAUCCAUUCUUCCACCAAUCAAGAUGCAUGGCAGAGUCUCUCUGUUGUUUACUUUCUUGCAUUGAAUGUGUAAUCUUGUAUUUCAUUCUGGAAUUGGUUAUCUAUUUUACUGAUAGAUUUUUGAAGAAUAAAAUGUGGAAAGCCUGCAGACUCCA